Diospyros lotus (date-plum) is the source of this 2184-nucleotide messenger RNA. RefSeq names its product 4-coumarate--CoA ligase 2-like. Gene Ontology annotation, molecular function: 4-coumarate-CoA ligase activity. Bases 222 to 1985 code for a protein of 587 amino acids. The record is from RefSeq and is a predicted model, not a curated record. The transcript has 4 exons. Lineage: Eukaryota; Viridiplantae; Streptophyta; Magnoliopsida; Ericales; Ebenaceae.
AUUUCCCUCACCCUCACCUCACGUUGCCACCUACCCUCUCUCUCUCUCUUUGUAUUUAUUUCUCUUCCCCUUCUCUCUCGCCUUCUCGCUCUCUCCAUUCCUUUCUACAUUCAUCACCACCAUACAAACAUCCAUCGAUUGAUCGCAGAUACACAGGCAGAUUGACAAGACAGAUACAUAGAUAGAUACAUAGAUAGAAAGAAAGACAGAGGAAAGCAACAAUGCUAUCGGUUGCUAAUUCCGUCGAAAACCAGAAGCCGGCCGAGCUGUCCCAUGAAGUAGUGCUCCCUCCUCCUCCUUCCCCUCCCCAUCCCCAAAACCCAUCAUCGUCCUCCUCUUCGUCCCCCUCUUCGUCUUCGUCUUCCAGUACUACUCAUAUUUUCAAAUCAAAACUUCCCGAUAUACCCAUUCCCACCCACUUAUCGCUUCAUGACUACUGCUUUGAGAAACUGUCUGAAUUCUCCGACAGGACCUGCCUCAUCGUCGGCUCCACUGGAAAGACCUACACUUUCGCCGAGACCCACCUGAUCUCGCGGCGAGUGGCGGCUGGGCUCUCCAGCCUCGGCGUCAAGAAGGGGGACGUCGUCAUGCUCCUCCUCCAAAACUGCGCCGAGUUCGCCUUCUCCUUCACGGCCGCCUCCAUGCUCGGCGCCGUCACCACCACCGCCAACCCGUUCUACACCGCCGCCGAAGUCUUCAAGCAGUUCAACGCCUGCAAGGCGAAGCUCAUCAUCACCCAGUCCCAGUACGUCGAGAAGCUCCGCGACGCCGCCGAGAACCACCCGAAACUCGGCGAAGACUUCACAGUCGUGACCACCGACGACCCGCCGGAAAACUGCCUCCAUUUCUCCGUCCUUUCCGGAGCGAACGAAACCGAUCUCCCGGACGUUGCGAUCGACCCAGAUGACGCCGUCGCGCUGCCGUUCUCGUCCGGCACGACGGGCCUCCCGAAAGGGGUGGUCUUGACGCACAACAGCUUGAUCACCAGCGUGGCUCAGCAAGUCGACGGCGAGAACCCGAAUUUGCAUUUGAAGGAAGACGACGUCGUCUUGUGCGUGCUCCCGUUGUUUCACAUAUACUCGCUGAACUCGGUGCUGCUGUGCUCCAUGAGGGCCGGCGCCGCCGUGCUGCUGAUGCACAAGUUCGAGAUCGGGGCUCUGUUGGAGCUCAUUCAGAGGCACCGGGUGACGGUGGCUGCGGUGGUUCCGCCGCUGGUUCUGGCUCUGGCGAAGAAUCCGAUGGUGGCCGGGUUCGAUCUGAGCUCGCUUCGGCUGGUGUUGUCCGGCGCGGCUCCCCUGGGGAAGGAGCUCGAGCAGGCUCUCCGGGACCGAGUUCCCCAAGCCAUCUUCGGCCAGGGGUACGGGAUGACGGAGGCAGGGCCCGUGCUAUCGAUGUGUUUGGGGUUCGCAAAACAGCCUUUUCAGACGAAGUCCGGGUCAUGCGGCACGGUGGUGAGGAACGCCGAGCUCAAGGUGGUGGAUCCCGACACUGGCUGCUCCCUCGGCCACAACCAGCCCGGCGAGAUCUGCAUCCGCGGCCACCAAAUUAUGAAGGGUUACUUGAACGACGCCGAGGCCACGGCCAGGACCGUCGACGCCGAUGGCUGGCUCCACACCGGAGACAUCGGCUACGUGGACGACGACAACGAGGUGUUCAUAGUUGACAGAGUCAAGGAGCUCAUCAAAUUCAAAGGCUUCCAGGUGCCACCGGCUGAGCUCGAGGCCCUCCUCGUCAGCCACCCGUCCAUCGCUGAUGCGGCCGUCGUCCCGCAAAAGGAUGAGGCUGCAGGGGAAGUUCCAGUUGCAUUCGUGGUAAGAUCUGAAGAAGGGCUUACAGAAGAGGCAGUGAAAGAGUUCAUAGCAAAGCAGGUGGUGUUCUACAAGAAGCUGCACAAAGUGUACUUUGUGAAUGCCAUUCCCAAGUCUCCUUCUGGAAAGAUCCUCAGAAAGGAUCUGAGAGCCAAACUCUCAGCCCCCAUUAACUAGCAACCUAUUACUGUAAGAUUAUUUCUUCAUUUUCAGUGAUUUCAUAUGUAUUUAUAUCAUUGUUUCAUGUUCCCCCCUCCCUCUUUUGGAGGGUUUGAGUUGAAUGUGUUUUGACGACGACGAUAAUAAUGAUGAAUUGCGUAUGGAAUGAAUGUUUUGGAACAAUAGAAAAUUGUGCAUCCAUGACCAAUUUAUCAAA